CUAAUAUGAUCUGAGUGAGGCGUGCCACUUGAUCAUGCUACGUGUCUGGUUCAAGCUACCCUUGUAGAGGUCCUGCCAUACCCCAACCACAUCACCUGCACGCACACAGAGAAUCGAUCGAUUGAUUGCCCCACUCACACAUCUAACACAUACACACGUCUCACUGACCUUCCAGCCCCGGCACACGGCACCUCUUUCUGCUUUUCGACACGCCUCCAAAGGCGCUCUUGGAUGGGCUUGGCUUCAGAUACUUGUAUGACAGGUGGCGCUUCCGCGUCUCCUCUUUCUUGGGUGUCUGUAGCUCUUCGUCAUAUGGAUCAGAACGAAUCAUAUCGAUGGGCGAUGUGCGGUUGAGGUCGGGUAGGGAGAUCGAGGGCGUCAUGCGAUGGACCUUCCGCUUCCCGUUUUCCUUCCCACCCUCCUGUGUGGGCUCUUCUUGCUGCUGGCCACCACCGUAACUCUCGAAUGGCCCUGCAUCAGCCAUCUCACUCAUCUAUCUCGCUGGCUUGGUGCAUUCUUGUCUCUUGCCCUGCUUGCCCACCAUCUGAUCGCUGAAAGUGCCGCUGCCAUGGUGUCUUCCUGCUGCGUGUUCGUCGACUGUCGGCUUUCACGGGUGGCAAGCAGUCCUCUGCAUGGCCCUGGUCACUCUCACGAAGGCCAUAUUGCCUGAGCCAAACACCAAUUGAUAAUCAAUGAAAGCGCAUUGAUAUUCAAUGUCCAGACACACGCCUACCAGUUGACGGCAGCCUGGUUUGUGGGCCGCAGCGGAUUGGUGACAAAGGCUCCCACAGUGGUCUUGCUGAGGUACCUGGCCUCCUCAGCCGGGCCGUCGGGGCCCACUGCAGCCUACACACAUACACAUACACAGCCACAGUGGGCAUUUAUCGACCCGCCACACAGGGUCUCUCACCUGUCUGCUCGGCCGCUCCUUGAGCUUCAUGAUCCUGAAGUCAGGCGCAUGUGGUGCCGGCGUGGCCCUGGGCUUCCACCGUAUUGACGGACCGCUCGGCGGGCUGUUGAACGCGCGGCCCCAUGAGGCGGUUGUCGCGGUGUGCGCGGGGUCGGUCGCAGACGAUAAAUCGGCAAAGAGGGAUGGAUCCUGUGUGCGCAGUGCGGUGAUCCACUGCCACGUGCAUGCGUCCACUCCUCACUCUUUCAGAACAUCGUGGUAAGCGGCACACGAACGACUGAUGCCAAGCAUAGAGAGUCACGCCGCGGUAGAGUGACUGCAGUGCACAGGAGCACUGCAUUGCACAAUAUGGUGUAUGGUGUACCUGCGGUGGUAUACGAAGGCGGAAGAGUAGCUGUACACAUCAUGACAGCCAAAUGAGCUCACACACGUGUCGGGGUUCUUUCGCGUUCUUUCCGUACCCGUUGUCCGUACCUGAAUGGGGGCCGCUUGAGCGAGGAGGAGAGGCACGUGAGAGAGGCGCUCGUGUGGCGGGGGGCACUCGCACUCGCGCUGUGCUUCUCCAU
Messenger RNA from Vitrella brassicaformis, 1476 nucleotides. NCBI's taxonomy places the organism in Eukaryota, Vitrellaceae. The record is from the annotation of a GenBank genome assembly.